Messenger RNA from Trichobilharzia szidati, 339 nucleotides. NCBI's taxonomy places the organism in Eukaryota, Metazoa, Platyhelminthes, Trematoda, Strigeidida, Schistosomatidae. The record is from the annotation of a GenBank genome assembly.
AUGUUUACUACAAAGCCAUCAGUUGAUUUCAGAGCAGCAAAUGAUUCAACUAGAAUAGACUUGAACAAAGGUGAUUCACGUUUAACACCAGCAACAUUUGUUAGCUAUGCACCGUCAGCAGGAUAUGGUGAACCACUACCCUGGGAUAUCGUUGACUGGCAAUUGAAUAAUGAUGGAUUUGAAAAGUUAUGGAGUAGUCAAAACUCAAAUGUAAUUCCAAGUAUAUCUGCGAGUAUCAAAGCAACUAUCGACCCUACAGAUAUACUUGUUGAUGCUGUUCAUAAUUUCCAUCCUAAUUAUCGUCAUUAUACUCAGACACAAAUGGAUGAAGACAGUUGA